Messenger RNA from Hippocampus zosterae (dwarf seahorse), 2053 nucleotides. RefSeq names its product SMU1 DNA replication regulator and spliceosomal factor a (gene smu1a). Gene Ontology annotation, molecular function: protein binding. Gene Ontology annotation, cellular component: precatalytic spliceosome. Gene Ontology annotation, biological process: mRNA splicing, via spliceosome. The coding region runs from base 84 to 1625 and encodes 513 amino acids. Lineage: Eukaryota; Metazoa; Chordata; Actinopteri; Syngnathiformes; Syngnathidae. The record is from RefSeq and is a predicted model, not a curated record. The transcript is spliced from 12 exons.
UGGAGGUCUUCGGUCCACUUCCGGGUUAUCAGCUUCUGCUCGCGGUUUGUUUCUUGUUGAAUUUCUUCAUCACAAAACUCAACAUGUCUCUAGAGAUUGAAUCGGCAGAUGUAAUUCGACUCAUCAUGCAGUACCUGAAGGAGAACAACCUACACAGGUCGCUGGCGAUCCUCCAGGAGGAGACGACCGUGUCGCUAAACACGGUGGACAGUAUUGAGAGCUUCGUGGCCGACAUCAACAGCGGCCAUUGGGACACUGUCCUCCAGGCCAUCCAGUCCCUCAAGCUGCCCGACAAGACCCUCGUAGAUCUUUACGAGCAGGUUGUGCUGGAGCUCAUAGAGCUGAGAGAGUUGGGUGCAGCGCGUUCCCUCCUCAGGCAAACGGACCCAAUGAUUAUGCUGAAGCAGACCCAGCCGGAGAGGUACAUCCACCUGGAGAACCUGCUGGCCCGCUCCUACUUUGAUCCCCGCGAGGCAUAUCCAGAUGGCAGCAGCAAGGAGAAGCGUCGGGCGGCUAUCGCUCAGGCCUUGGCGGGAGAGGUCAGCGUGGUGCCGCCGUCCCGUCUGAUGGCUCUGCUGGGCCAGUCGCUCAAGUGGCAGCAGCAUCAGGGUCUCCUCCCCCCCGGGAUGACCAUUGAUUUGUUCAGGGGCAAAGCAGCCGUCAAAGAUGUCGAAGAAGAACGUUUCCCCACGCAGCUCAGCAAGCUCAUCAAGUUUGGCCAAAAGUCCCACGUGGAAUGUUCCAGAUUCUCCCCCGAUGGCCAGUAUUUGGUGACCGGCUCUGUGGACGGAUUCAUCGAGGUGUGGAACUUCACUACAGGCAAAAUCAGAAAGGAUCUCAAGUACCAGGCUCAGGAUAACAUGAUGAUGAUGGACGACGCCGUGUUGUGCAUGAGCUUCAGUCGAGACACAGAGAUGUUGGCCACCGGCGCCCAAGACGGAAAGAUCAAGGUGUGGAAGAUCCAGAGCGGCCAGUGUUUACGGAGGUUCGAACGUGCGCACAGCAAAGGAGUCACCUGCCUGACUUUUUGCAAGGACAGCAGCCAGAUCCUCAGCGCUUCCUUUGACCAGACAAUCAGGAUCCACGGUCUGAAGUCGGGCAAGUCCCUGAAGGAAUUCCGAGGCCACUCGUCGUUUGUCAAUGAGGCCACAUUCACCCCUGACGGCCACCACAUUGUCAGUGCCUCCUCAGAUGGCACGGUCAAGGUGUGGAACGUGAAGACAACAGAGUGCAGCAGCACCUUCAAGCCGCUGGGCUCGUCGGCCGGCACCGACAUUACCGUCAACAAUGUCCUCCUGCUACCCAAGAACCCAGAGCACUUUGUGGUGUGCAACCGCUCCAACACCGUGGUCAUCAUGAACAUGCAGGGACAGAUCGUGAGGAGUUUCAGUUCGGGUAAGAGAGAAGGAGGCGACUUUGUGUGCUGCACAUUGUCACCGCGCGGCGAGUGGAUCUACUGUGUGGGCGAAGACUUUGUGCUCUACUGUUUCAGUACUGUCACUGGCAAGCUGGAGAGAACGCUGACGGUCCACGAGAAGGACGUGAUCGGAAUCGCCCACCACCCCCACCAGAACCUCAUCGCCACCUACGGCGAAGACGGCCUCCUGAAGCUCUGGAAGCCCUGAAAGAUCCCAGACGUGAACUCUUGGCCCUUGCUUGUUUGCUUGUGGCAAGACCACCACGGUGACGUUGUGAUCCCCCUGGAGAAGUUGAGAAGAAGCGACGUCGAAGACAUCACUUGUUAGUGCAUUACCGAGAGAGUUUAGAAAGUUUGGGGUUCAACUGGGUGGAUUUAUUUUUUAUUGUUGUCAUUUACACUUGUAUUUUUUUCCCUAGUUAUGUAAAUAUUUUGUAGGACUUUCUAUGCUCAUGUGUGUUAUUUUGCCCUGUAGUAUCAUUAGUAUCAGCACACAAAUUUCACACAAAUCAACAAUGGGAUUAUUCCAGUCCAUGUUAGAAACAACAAUCACCAUCUCAGUUACGGACAAGGCGGUUUAUUCAAUGUCUUUUUCCACCUUAACUGUGUUAUUAAAGCUGUUUAAGCGGCAUAUAA